AUGGACAGGUACAGUCUGGAGGGCAGCGAGAUCUUCGGCGGCCGUCCUGUGAACGGCACUUGGGAAGGCCUCGUGGGGAAACUGGCAAAAGGCCAUCUGGAUGUCGGUUUGGCGCUCAUGAUGGUAACUCCGGAGCGCCAGACUGCUGUUGACUUCUCCCUGCCACUCACCUUCUCACGGUUGGUCCUAUUUCUUCAGAAGCCGAAGGAGGAGGAAUCAACGUGGAAUAAUUUUUUACGGCCCUUUGACAGAUGUCUCUGGCUGUGCGCCAUCACUGUCAUAGCCGUCGUUUGGACUGUCCUCAGAGUUCAAAGGAGAUACAGCAGAGGUUUGGGGUUUCAUGACGGCCACAACCAGACAUAUAGUGACACCUUACACGUUGCAGGAAUAUUCCUCAUGCAAGGUUGUGGUGAGGGUGGGGACACGAAGAGGCGUGACAGCGUGCGGUUGACUCUGCUGGUGGCGUCGAUGUCUGCGAUGGUGGUGUACACUGCCUACUGCGGCACUCUCACCGCCUCCCUGGCCACCCACCGCCUGAAGAUGCCCUUCACAGACCUGCAGGGCCUACUGAGGGAUGGAUCCUACAAACUGCUGCUGUUGUACGCCUCUGGAGAGAUGGAAAUUUUCGCUAAUACUAGCGAUGCAGUUAUUUCAUCUGUCUACGAGAGGCACGUCGAAAAAGAAGAGAUUCCAGUACGUAACAAGGACCUAUUUGAAGGAAUAUGCAACUCACAUAAAAAUGCAGCAAUGCUAACUGAAGCUGUCUACAAAGCAUACAAGGGGCGUACAAAAUGUCCUACAGUAAGCACUCAGGGGCAGAUAAAUAUUCAGACAGCUAUAGCCUUCAGGAAAAGAAGCCCUUAUCGGGAACUGAUUAACUACCACCUGCUGCAGAUGCGGAGUGAAGGUCUGACUCACCGCAUUUACUGGAAGCACUGGCUGUGGGACGAUGGUCAGGAGAUGCGGGAGUCUCUCAAGCCGGUGACCAUUCAGAGUGUGGUUCCUGCACUCGCCGUCUUGGUAGCCACGGCGCUGCUGUCAGUGUGCUUGCUGCUGCUCGAGAGGAAAUUCUGCAAUAGGCCCGUUCUGAAGGAUACCGCAAUAAGCAGUGACUAA
Schistocerca gregaria is the source of this 1116-nucleotide messenger RNA. Its product is annotated as glutamate receptor 1-like. The transcript has 5 exons. Gene Ontology annotation, molecular function: glutamate-gated receptor activity. Lineage: Eukaryota; Metazoa; Arthropoda; Insecta; Orthoptera; Acrididae. The coding region runs from base 1 to 1116 and encodes 371 amino acids. Gene Ontology annotation, cellular component: membrane. The record is from RefSeq and is a predicted model, not a curated record.